CGCCGAUCCAUGCAUUCUAGCUUGACUGACCUGUUCCAAGAUGGCGGCCUUGGAAGCUUGCAAUGGUGCAGCAGCAGAUUCCAACCACAGCUCCGCCAGCGAAGUGAGUCAACUCGCGCAUUCCAUGGGGGAUCGAUCGUUGGCCAUUUUCACCACCUGAUUGUAUGCAUGGUGAAGGGUGCAGUGGCAUGAGCUCGACACCUCACAACCAGGCACGCCCAACUCCACAAGCCAUGACCGAAGCCCCUUCACAACAUCCAC
Microdochium trichocladiopsis is the source of this 261-nucleotide messenger RNA. RefSeq lists its product as uncharacterized. The transcript has a single exon. Bases 10 to 192 code for a protein of 60 amino acids. The record is from RefSeq and is a predicted model, not a curated record. Lineage: Eukaryota; Fungi; Ascomycota; Sordariomycetes; Xylariales; Microdochiaceae.